Molecule: messenger RNA, 9350 nt
Organism: Malurus melanocephalus (red-backed fairy wren)
Lineage: Eukaryota; Metazoa; Chordata; Aves; Passeriformes; Maluridae
Gene: OTOGL
Product: otogelin like
Exons: 58
Coding region: 1-9288 (3095 amino acids)
Biological process (GO): L-arabinose metabolic process
Cellular component (GO): extracellular matrix
Molecular function (GO): alpha-L-arabinofuranosidase activity; protein binding
Source: RefSeq, a predicted model, not a curated record
AUGAACAUUGUAGGAAAGCUGAGUUUAAUGAUACCGUGGAGUAUAUUCUUGCUUCAUUCACUGCUGUCCUCUUUGCAAGAAGCUGAAAUCCAAACAAAACCCAAACUAGGCAAUGUUCCUGAUCCCAUUGAAUUAAAUGGAUCUAUGCCAUCAAUAUCAAUCGAAGCAUCAAGUUGGACAAAUGAGUUUAAUGCAACUCGACAGAAAAGGGAUCUUGUAACAGCCGAGGUUCAAGCUGCCUCUCGUUUGCACCAUCAUGGGGCCCUGGUGCGCAAUCCACCAGGAGGUUCAUGUCCUCAGGAAUGCCUUAAUGGAGCAGCCUGCACAGAGACAGGUGACUGUGACUGCCAGUUAUUUCAGGCUCAAGGAAGCAGGUGCCAAAUUGUACCUAACACUGGUAAGGAUCGAGAUGGGAUUUGCAAAUCGUGGGGACAGUAUAAUUUUGAAACAUUUGAUGGCAUUUACUACUACUUCCCAGGAAAUUGCUCCUAUAUAUUUGCAAAAGACUGCAGUACUCUGGAACCCCAGUACACUGUUUGGGUUCAUAACAGUCCUCAAUGUUACAGUUCAGUAUAUACUUGUCAUAGAUCCAUCAGCUUAUUUUUUUCAAAUCGAGAAGAAAUAAUGAUUUCAGGACAUGAAGUAAGAAAAAAUGGAAUCAGAUUAACAUUGCCUCAGACAGUUGGAAAUGCUUUCAUUGAGAGGCUGGCUGACUACAUUUUGGUGAAGACUACCUUUGGUUUUUCUCUUGCUUGGGAUGGAAACUCUGGUAUUUAUAUUAAGCUGACAGAAGAUCAUAAGGGAAAACCUUGUGGCCUUUGUGGAAAUUUUAAUGGCAAUAAAUAUGAUGACCUGAUACUUCAAAAUAAUGAAUAUACAGAAGAUAUUGCUGAAUUUGCAAAUAGCUGGGCUGUGCAAGCUUCAGAUGAUAUAGCUUGUGUCCCUACUGCCUCAGAUUUUUCCAGUCCUUGCUCAGCCAAUGCAGAAUCCACUGAGGACAUAUUCUUCAAGUGCCAAAUAUUCCUACAGUUUCCUUUUCUCAGCUGUCAUGAAAGUAUAGAUCCGUAUUCUUAUAUUUCAAGCUGUAUGAAUGAUCUUUGCAGAAUGGAUGAUGAUGAAACGUACUGCAGGGCAGUGACAGAGUACGCUAGAGCAUGCUCUCACGCUGGGUCCCCGGUGCGGGACUGGAGGGAUGACUUUCCUGCCUGUACUGAGAAGUGUGAAGACAGCUUUGUUCACCGUGACUGUAUCAGUUGUUGUCCACCAACCUGCACAUUUGAAAAAGAUUGUCUUGGUAGCAACCUGCACUGUUUAGAUGGCUGUUACUGUCCAGAUGGUCUCAUUAUGGAAAAUGGAACUUGUAUCUCUUUGUCGAAUUGUCCUUGUAUUUAUCAUGGAACUGCUUUCCCUGUAGGAUCAAAAAUUGAACAAGAAUGUAGCAACUGUAUUUGUGUUGGUGGCAUUUGGAAUUGCACUGAUCAUGAUUGUCCAGCUGAGUGCUCCAUCACAGGCAGCUCUCAUUUCACAACAUUUGAUGGACGUCAUUUUACCUUUCUUGGGAUUUGCCAGUACAUUCUGGUAAAAGGCACUGGAAAAAACAAAUUCACGAUCACUUUACAAAAAGCACCUUGUGGGCAGAACUUUGACCACGCCUGCAUUGAAUCUAUAACACUAGUUCUUGAAGAUGAUGUGAGGAAACAAGUAACUCUCACCAGAUAUGGUCAAAUCCAAAGUGUGCCCAACCAAGUUUUUAAUCUCAAUGGGGCUAUUGAAAUUCAGAAUAUAUCUUCUUUCUUUGUUCAACUGAAAACUAGUUUUGGUUUGAAGAUACUGUUUGCUAAAGAUGGAGAGAGGAUCUAUGUUCAAGUUGAUGUCAGAUGGAAGAAAAGAACAUUAGGACUAUGUGGAACAUACAAUGGAAAUUUAAGAGAUGAUUUUUUAUCUCCAGCAGGGAUGAUAGAAGGAACCCCACAACUUCAUGCCAAUGCAUGGAAAGUUUCCUCAGCUUGCUCCAUGCCUAUCAAUAUUCCUGUGGUUGAUCCUUGCAAUGUUAAUCAGCAAAACGCUGGGUAUGCAUCUCACUGCGAUAUCAUCAACCAGGAUGUUUUUGCUGCCUGCCAUGCCUACAUUAGUCCAGGGUUAUACUACCAGCUCUGCCGCUUCGACGCGUGCAAAUGUGGAAGCAGCUGCUUGUGCAAUGCUUUGGCACACUAUGCUUAUGUCUGUGGCAAGCAUGGCGUCAUUGUUGACUUCAGAUCUCAUAUUUCUUACUGUGCUGUGAUGUGUCACAGUGGUAUGCUUUAUCAUCAGUGCUCUUCUUUUUGUAAACAUUCAUGUGCUUCACUUUCUAUGGCAAAUAUCUGUGCUGAUGACUGUGCAGAAGGAUGUAAUUGUCCUGAUGGGAAGUAUUUUGAAGAGUCGGUCAACUUCUGUGUAUCAAUAUCUGGCUGUCAUUGUCAUUACAAAGGCAAAGUCCUCCAGCCUGGAGAAAUCAUUCCUUCACCAACAGGCUCCUGUCAAUGUUUGAAUGGAACAGUGAAAUGUAUUGAAGCCACUACAGAAAAUAUAGUUCACAUAUGCCCUGAAGGAAAAAUCUACUAUGACUGCAGAUCUCCUGUGCCUGGAWUACCAGCAGCCGGUGUGAAUUGUGGCAUAUCUUGUGCAAACCUUGCCAUGAACUUCUCCUGUGUCCCCUCACCACCCUGUGCAAGUGGCUGCAUUUGCCCCUCUGGGAUGGCUGAGCAUAGAGGGAAAUGUUAUAUUCCUGACAGUUGUCCAUGCACCUGGAAAGACAGGGAAUUUCUGUCAGGAGAAGUGAUAGCUACUCCAUGUUACACAUGUGUUUGUCGGAGAGGCGUCUUCAACUGCACCAGUUACCCCUGUCCUUCUGUGUGCACCAUUUAUGGAGACCGACAUUAUUAUACCUUUGAUGGACUGGAGUAUGAUUAUGUCAGUGACUGCCAAGCUUACCUCGUAAAGAGCACAGAUAACUCAAACAUAUCUAUAAUUGCUCAGAACAAAAAGUGCUUUGACAAUGAUAUUGUUUGCUCGAAGAAUGUUUUCAUCACUGUUGGAGACACUGAGAUUUAUUUUAGCGAACCUUCUGAGAAGCAGAAGACCCUAGGGGCACAGGAAAACAAAUCUAACUAUCARCUCUGGAAGGCUGGAUAUUAUACUGUGAUACACUUUCCAGAACAGGACAUUACAAUUCUCUGGGAUAAGAAGACAAUGAUGCACAUUAAAGUUGGACCUCGAUGGAAGGGCAAAUUGGCAGGCUUGUGUGGAAAUUUUGACAAAUAUACUUCAAAUGAUCUGACUACAUCAAACAAUAUGGAGGUGAGAAAUGCACAGGUGUUUGGAGACAGCUGGGUGUUAGGACAGUGCAAGAGCCCAAAUGAAACACUGAGACCAUGUGAAGUCCAUCAGAGCAAGUUCCCUUAUGCCAAAAAGGAAUGCUCAAUUUUAUACAGUGAUCUAUUUGCACCUUGUCGCAACGUGAUUGAUGUGACUUCUUUYAUCAAAAAUUGUCACACAGAUACAUGUAACUGCAAUCUUGGUGGGGACUGCGAGUGUUUGUGUACCAGCAUUGCAGCUUAUGCCCACAAGUGCUGCCAGCAAGGAGUAGCGAUUCACUGGCGAUCCCCAUUGCUCUGUGCUUAUGACUGUGAAUAUUACAACCAAGGUCUUGGUGAAGGACCCUAUAUUUUGGCAAGUUUUGGUGUGAAUGACACAAUUAUAGGGGCUAAUGUAUCCAGCAGAAGGAUAUUUCCCCUGCCUAGAACCGGAGCACAUGGAAAUAUAAUUUUCAGUUUCAUGAUAACUCCAGGUCUUUUCAAAGAUAAAGAUUUAUGUAAGUGUUCUCUUGAAUCUGCUGAAAGACCGAACUACUUCCUGUAUGUACACGACAAUGAAACCAUUGGCUUGGAGCAGUGGCGGGCAAGUGCCUGCUUUCAGAGACGAGCCACCUUCUUCCACCACCAGGGUCUCUGGAGUCCAGGGCUCAGUGCCUUCGAACUGCACAGUAAAAAAGGCUUUUUCAUCAUUCUCACCUCAUCCAAUGUUAAAGCAGAAAAGUACGAUAAUUCAGAAGAAUUCAAACGUUUCAGUAGCUUUAGUAUUGAAGAACUCAGUGCUUCUGUGCCUUAUCGAAGGAUGUGUGAAUGGCGAUACGAAUCUUGUGCUAAUCCUUGUUUUAAGACAUGUAGUGAUCCUGAAGGAAUAGCAUGUAAAUUUCUUCCUCUGGUUGAAGGAUGCAUGCCAUACUGUCCCAAAAACAUGAUCCUUGAUGAGGUCACACUUAGAUGUGUUUAUCCAGAAGACUGCAUACCUAUGGCACCUACUGAAUCAGAAAUUGGACUGAAACCUUCACUGUUUGUCUCUCACAUGGAUGCUACCCUGGAGAGAUUUCCUCAGACAACUCCUUUAUUUGUUGCUUCAGGGAAUGAGUCAACUCACAUUGGUGUGACAGACAAAAUAACCAUGAAUGCAAACACAACUUCAAGAGGAAUGGAUGUGUCAGCACAGUCCAUUACAGACUUUUAUUCAUUGGAAACAUCUAAUGCAGCCACCUAUUCAACAUUUUCAUUACCAAGUACAGUGGAGCCUUCUGAUGUACUACACAGCACAGCCAGCCCUACUGUCCUUUCCAAACUCAUCUCUUCAACAAAUUUUCCAAUUCUUCUUCAAGCCUCAGCAGUCACAUCACAUAUAACUUUACCCAUUACAGUAGCAACUCCAACAACUCUGUUCAGUGCAAAUCCUAUUCCAACACAUUCUGCAUUAUUAACACCCACUUCUCUAGUGGUAGUUCCAUUUUCACUUAAAAUAUCAACCACUCAGCUAGGAGCAGUUCACCCUUCCUUAGCGCUAACAAGUUUAACCUCCAAGACAUCUUUUGUCACUUCUGAGCUGCCUGCAGGGAUUGGGAAGAGUCAAAGUCCUUCAAUAAGUCAUUCCAAGGGAGCAUACUCCRAAGUGUCUUUGUCAGGUUUGCUGGCUGAUAGAGCAACUUUCACAAGACUUUCUUCACAAGACCCUGUAUUUCUUCUAGGUCCACAAUUGACACUAAGCACAUCUGCUUCUCCUAGAUCUAGUUUGUCCAUUAGAACUAGGUCUGCCAUUGGUCAAACUGCAGUUUACCCGACACCCAUUUCUGCACUGACUUCAACUGUUCCUCAGAUUCGUAUGAUCGCUAGAUUUUCUAGCUCUGAGACAAGUUUUCCUCAAUUAAUCACAGUCUCUUAUUUUAAAACAGCAAAGCCCUUGUCUAAAACUUCUCUGAUAUCAUUAGAUGCAGCUUCUUCAGUUAAUUUUUCUCCAAAGCCAUUUUCAUCUUCAGUGAAAAUUUCAACGACUGUUCCCAGGCAGACAUCUCCAUUAAAAAAGGGCAGUAUUUCUGCUGCUCUGCCAACAAUGACUGUAUCUUCACCUCAAGUUGUUUCUCAAGUCACUAAAAACACUUCUGCAACAUGCACAGUAUCUACACCAGUGCAUUCUCUGUUUACCUCCUUGAAGCCCAAAUCUGUGGCAGAUGCCACCAUUGCCUCCAAAAGUCUUUAUAAAUUUCCUUCUGCUGCUUCCAAUCCUCUGGUCAAUUCAACAGUCUUUGAUAUAUCUGUAGUGGAUUUUACUAAAUUCACUUUAAAAACUGGUCUCUCUACCAGCCUUUCAGCAGCACUAAAACCAUCCUCUUUACUAAUACCUACAGCUUCUGAAGUCACUUUAGAAAGCCAGGCCUCUAUGCUUCCACCUCCUCCUAAGAGUACUCAUAUCUCUAAUGUUUCUCUAGGAAAACAGAGUUCUUCGAUAAGUUCUUCAGAAGAAGAUGGAACAUUCUCAGCCGUAUCAGCUGGAAUCAUCACUCCAUCCACUACACCAAUGAUCAUGAACACAACAGUGAAUGCUACAUCCUCAAAAGCACCUUAUAUUUUUGCAAAAAUUCUGCCUAUUUCUUCAGCCAGUUUAUUAGUUACUUCAGGCACUACCCUAGGCUCUAGGAUUACUACAAAAACCACUGAUUCUUUUGUUGUCAAUUUGGAUUUUUAUAUGGCUUCAGCUUCAGUUCCUACCACCAUAAAAACACACAAAUCUUUAUUUACAACUGCAGUAACUCAGGCUUCACAGAGCACUAGAGAAACUCCAAAAAUUAAAAUCAUGAAAACAACUGGUACUACAAGUCCAUUAUCACAGAAGAAGAGUACCUCAUACAUAGCAUCAGAAGUUAAAUACACAACUUCAUUUGAAAAAACUGUGGAUAUUUCAGAAGGUGGUCAGACUUCUCAUGAGCAAAGAAAUGCUACCAAGACAAAGACAACCACAACUGACAAAUCUUCCCAACCUUAUUUGCCAGUAACUGCAGUUGAGAGUUUGCGUUUUUCAAAAAAUACAACCCCAGUCAAAAAUAUCUCUAUUUCUGGAGUCCAGGGGGUGACAACAUCAGAUAGGUCCAAAAUCCCAUCACAGAAACCCAUUACACCUUAUUUUAGUGUAACAAAGGCCAUAGAGCCGCAAACCAGAAGUGUAAUAGAUUUGUCUCAUUCUAGUGGUAGAAUGGCUCUGCCUUCCUUUUCAGAAACGACAGCUGUAGCUGACAAGGCUUACUUUGGCACCAUGAUGCAUACACUGAUGUCUACAUCUUCUGAGUGUGUGCCAAGAUACCUCGAACCUGUCGACAAAUGUAGCCAGUAUGUGUGUGUUAAUAUGGGUUGGAUGUUGUACAAUCUUUCAAGGAACUGCCCUAAGGAUGUGCAGAAGCCAGACUGUGGUUUUCGAGGAAUGCCAGUUCAAGUCAACACUGAUAGCUGUUGUCCAGAAUGGGAAUGUCCCUGUCAGUGUUCUGUACUGUCUGAACUGAGUGUCAUUACGUUUGAUGGAAACAACGUAGCCCUCUGUAAUAUGGCUUCCUAUGUUUUAGUCAAGUUACCAGGAGAAAUUAUUGUUGCUCAUAUUGAAAAAUGUCCCACUAAUCAGAGUGCAAAUUCAAUCAGAAAACUAGUGCCACCUGCAAACACGUCAGGGCUUUGUUUUAAGAAAUUAAAUGUCACAACACGCACAAGUCAAAUACUUAUCAAUCGUUUAGCAAGAAAAGUAGUCGUGGAUUCUGUGAUUCAGCUAUUACCAUUUGCAAAAGAGGGGCUGAGUAUUCAGGAUACUGGUGCAAUAUAUGUCGUUAAUACCCCAGCUGGUGUUAGCAUCAAGUGGGCUCAUGUUACAGGCAUCAUAGAUAUACAGUAUGGAUUACACUCCAACACUUCGAGGGAGACAGAAGGACUUUGUGGGGUGUGUAAUGGAGAUCCUAGUGAUGACCUGAAAAUGCAAAACAUGACCAUAAUUACAAAUAUGGAGGAAAUUGAAAUGUUCAUUAAGAGUUGGGAAAUUGAGAAAUCACUUGAUGUAACAACCAGGAGGCCUGUAAGAGACUGUACUGAAGAUAACUGCACAUACUGUAUGGAACUGUUAAAUAGAGACAUUUUCAUCCCUUGUCACAACAAAGUGUCACCACAGGAAUUUUGUGAGAAGAUGUGGAUCAACAGUACCUUUUUUUGGAAUUAUGAGUGUGAUGCACUUUCUGCAUAUGUGGCUUUGUGCAAUAAGCACAACAUCUGCAUUAAAUGGAGGACACCUGAUUACUGUUCACUGAGUUGCCCUGAGGGCAAGGAAUAUCAGCCUUGUGUGCAACCUUGUGAAGCCAAGACAUGCUUGAAUAAGUGGUUCUAUGAAGAUUCUCCCUGUUCCUAUUUAAGAGAAGACUGUGUGUGCAAAAAUGGCACCAUUCUGCAUAGAACAGAGUCUGACCUCUGCAUACCAGAAGAAAAAUGUACAUGUACAGAUAAUAAAGGACAGCCCCGCUCAGCUGGGGAGAUCUGGAAUGGGUCCAUGAGAGGCUGCUGCAUGUACAGGUGUUUAGAAAAUGGAAACAUUGUUGCAGUAGAACCUGAAUGCAAUGAGGAUCCAUCACCAGUCUGUGAAAGAGAAGGGGAAGUUCUCCUGCAUGUCAUUGAAGAGAGAGCUUGCUGUCCCAAGAAARUUUGUGAGUGUAACAUGUCAUCAUGUCAUGCCGUUAUUCCAACAUGCCAACCCAAUGAAAAAUUAGUGGUAGGCUACCAUCCCCUGUCCUGCUGUCCACAGUACCGAUGUGAAUGCGAUCCUUCUGUUUGUUUUAAUGCCUCCCAGCCAGACUGCAGAGAAGAUCAAUUUAUUGUUGAAGCAAAACAGGAAGAUCCCUGUUGCUUCUCUCGUCUCUGUGUUUGUGAAUCCUGUAUUGAGCCUGUUCCCUUGUGUAAUGAAGGGGAAAUUCUCACUGUGGACCUUAAUACCAUACACUACUGUUGUCCUCAUUAUUACUGCGUUUGUGAUGAAAAUCUUUGUUCUGCACCUCCUGUGAUUUGCACAGAUGACAUGACACCUGUGAAGGAAAAAAUUCUUGGGCAAUGUUGUCCAGAAUGGCACUGCGAAUGUAGUUGUGAAAAUGCUACUAUACUGACCUGUAAAUUGGGAGAAGUUAAAAAAAUAGAUAGCAGUGUUUCCAGUGCUUGUGGAUGCACUCACUACAUUUGUGAGAAGGAUGAUGUGUGCAUCUUUCAAGAGGUCACAGUACUGAGUCCGGGACAAUCAGUGAUUCAGCACUUGGAUGGAGACUUUUGUUACACUGUACAGUGUUUACAAGAAAAAGAUCAGAACACAGGAUACAAUGCUAUGCAUUUCACAAUGAUGAACUGUUCACAGAAAUGUGAAGCUCAUCAAGUAUAUAUUCCUUCUUUCAGUCAUGAUACUUGUUGUGGUACGUGUCAAAAUGUGUCCUGCUCUUUUCAUACAGAGAAUGGAACGCUGGUUGUGUAUGAGGAAGGAAGCACCUGGACCUCCAACUGUACCAACUAYAAAUGUGCAAAGACUGCUGCAGGGGCCAUUGUACUGGGGUCAAGUGUUGUCUGCCCCCCGUUUAAUGACACUGAGUGUACAAAGAAUGGAGGAAUAGUGCAGACGUAUAAUGAUGGCUGCUGCAAGACCUGCAAAAAGGAAGAAAGGAUUUGCCAGAAAAUGACAAUCAGGACAACCAUAAGAAAAAAUGACUGUAUAAGUCAAAGCCCGGUAAAUGUGGCUUCUUGUGAUGGAAAAUGCCCUUCUGCAACAAUUUUCAAUGUCAAUAUUGAUAGCCAUCUAAGAUUCUGUAAAUGUUGUCGAGAAGUUGGAACACGAGUCCUGACUGUGCCAUUGCGCUGCUCAGGAAAUGGCACUGAAAUCAUGUACGUCAUUCAAGAGCCCAUAGACUGCUCCUGCCAGUGGAACUGAACAUUACUGUGGAUAUGAUUUGGCUUUCACCAGACAGUUUUUUGAUCAUAGAUGGCUGUAGU